Messenger RNA from Culicoides brevitarsis, 1050 nucleotides. RefSeq lists its product as uncharacterized. The annotation marks the transcript as partial. Lineage: Eukaryota; Metazoa; Arthropoda; Insecta; Diptera; Ceratopogonidae. The record is from RefSeq and is a predicted model, not a curated record. The transcript has 6 exons.
UUUGUAACUCCGUCAAAAUUACCAAUCUAAAGGCACCGGAUGUCGUUGUGAUAAAUGAGAAUAACCAGGAACCAAUUGUGUUAGAUUGUGAAUACGAAAUUGGUCCAAAUGAGAAGGGAUUUGUACUUAAGUGGCUGUUGGAUGGGAGUCCCAUUUAUCAGUGGAUUCCGUCAAGAGCGCCAUUUGCAUUGCGCUCCUUCAAAGAUCGCGUCAACGUGAGCUACGAAGCCUCCACAGAACGCAACUACAAACAUCGAGCACUUGCCAUCACACGUCCCCUAUGGAACUUCACCGGAGAAUAUUUGUGCAACGUGCAAACGUACGAAUCGAAUGACAAAAGAUCGAGAAAGAUUCAAUUUAUCCAGCCGGAAACGAAAUUUGACGUUAGCUUUGACAAUGUCGACGAUGAGGUGGCUAUCAUGAGGUGUAGCGCACACGGAAUUGCCCCCAAGCCGAAUGUAACUUUAUACGUUGAUAGCAUCAAACAAACGGACGUCACGGAGAACACAGAACAGACAGAUGAUAAUUUAUUUGAUGUCGUUGUACACACAAAAAUAUUCCGGAGCGUACUGAAGGAGGGAUCAUCUAUUCACUGCGAACUGACAAUUCCGGGAACCAAUUAUGUCCAAACCAAAGAUAUUUCCUAUUCAAGAUUGAUUCGUCCAUCAUCAACUACUACCACUACUACUACUUCUACGCAAAAAACAGAUGUUGAGGAAAAAAUUAGCACAAUUUCGCAAUUUGCCGAUCGUGAAAAGUUGCGUAACGAGGAUAGCUCAAGUACCAAACUGUCAACGCCAGCUACAAUCAUGAUUUCCAUAGUAAUGUUUCUCAUUUCAAAGCUUUAAUACGAGAUCACCAAAGAACCACAACACGAUAAACUAUUUUACGGUAAGCUAGUAACAAACUAAUACAACUAACAACUAACUACGAAAGAAGAAAAAAAAGUUUUAACUUUGGAUUUUUUAUAAAAAAAAAUGUAACAAGAGAAAAAAUUACAAAAAAAAAAAGAUUUUAAAAGAAGAAAAAUGUUUGAAAGUUACUAACCUA